This is a messenger RNA of Nasonia vitripennis (jewel wasp), 387 nucleotides long. It is a transcript of the gene PIG-P, whose product is annotated as phosphatidylinositol glycan anchor biosynthesis, class P. Gene Ontology annotation, biological process: GPI anchor biosynthetic process. NCBI's taxonomy places the organism in Eukaryota, Metazoa, Arthropoda, Insecta, Hymenoptera, Pteromalidae. The coding region runs from base 1 to 387 and encodes 128 amino acids. Gene Ontology annotation, molecular function: phosphatidylinositol N-acetylglucosaminyltransferase activity. The record is from RefSeq and is marked inferred. The transcript has a single exon.
AUGUCGGAACGUACUCCAGCUCCAUAUGGUCCUAGAUCAGUCUAUGGAUAUGCCAUGUACAUAGGAUCUAACAUGUUAUUGUUGUUAUAUCUUGUAUGGGCUUUUAUACCAGAUGAAUUUUUACAUAAGAAACUGGGACUCACUUACUGGCCAUCAAAAUAUUGGGCAGUAGCUCUUCCAAUUUGGAUAUUGACAGCAAUCGCAGUGUUUGCUUUUGCCAUUUAUCCAGCUAUAAAUAUGACUCUUACUCCAGAUAUUGAUGAUAUCAGAACAAUUACAGAUGAAUAUUGCUUGAAGAAGAAAAAACGUAUUCAUGGUGGUAUACCACCUGUUUCUGAUAUUCCAAUUACAGAAGUUUGUAGAAAGUUAUAUUUACAAGAAGAUUAA